AUGAGUCGUUCCCACAGCAGCGGAGGAGGGUCUAACAACCUUCUUCAGAAUGUUGUUACUGCUGAAGAACAAAGAAGAUUGGCUCGGAUGCGAGAUGAGGAUGGAACUUUGAUUAAGAGUGAUAAAGGAGGGUGUAGAGCUCUUGCCAAUGUCUUUGAACGGAAUACACUCAAAGAUAAUAACAACCACUGGAACCACUAG
Messenger RNA from Ilex paraguariensis (yerba mate), 201 nucleotides. The record is from the annotation of a GenBank genome assembly. Lineage: Eukaryota; Viridiplantae; Streptophyta; Magnoliopsida; Aquifoliales; Aquifoliaceae.